Molecule: messenger RNA, 1123 nt
Organism: Drosophila subpulchrella
Lineage: Eukaryota; Metazoa; Arthropoda; Insecta; Diptera; Drosophilidae
Product: trehalose-phosphate phosphatase
Exons: 4
Coding region: 128-1018 (296 amino acids)
Biological process (GO): trehalose biosynthetic process
Molecular function (GO): trehalose-phosphatase activity
Source: RefSeq, a predicted model, not a curated record
AAAUAUUUACCAGAAAACGAAUUAAGACCAAUUUCUUGGAUUUAUUUGGAUUAAUUGACAGUUUUUCUGUUGAAUAAUUGGCCAAAUUAAGUUUUGUGACAUGCCAAUCAGUGCAAUUCGUUAGAAAAUGAAAUCCAUCGUAUUCUUUUUCGCUUUCCUUCUAAACGCGACAAGGAGUUAUCAGGAAAUUGUGAAAAUGCCGGAGAAACAAGUGGCCCCUGUAAUUAGUAACCUAGAGGGUUUCGAGCAGAAUUUACCCGGUUACCUAAGUUCCGAAGUUCCGGUUGCCGUACUUUUGGAUUAUGAUGGCACUCUGGCUCCCAUUGCUGAUAAUCCCGCCAAAACCAAAAUGCCUGUGGAACUGGAAGCCAUUCUCCACAAGAUAGCCAAGCAUCCCAAAGUUUUCCUGGCUGUGAUCUCGGGUCGAGGUCUCAAAGAUGUCCAGAAACAGGUGAACAUCGAUGGCAUUACUUAUGCGGGAAAUCAUGGACUGGAAAUUGAGUACCCAGAUGGCUCCAGGCACGAUUACGAAUUGCCCACUGAGAUCCAGAAGAACUACACAGACAUGGUUAGGGAACUCAAGGAAAAGGUGGAAAAGAAUAAAGCAUGGGUGGAGGAUAAGAAGGUAUCACUCACCUACCACUACAGGGAUACUCCCGUUGAACUGAAAGAUCAACUAAAAAAGUUGGCCACUGAGAUCUGCCAAAAGUAUGGCUUCAGAGCGAAUCAGGCCCAUGAAGCCAUCGAAGCUAAGCCCCCAGUAAAUUGGAACAAAGGAGAGGCUGCCUUGUAUAUCCUUAAACAGAAAUUUGGUGGUAAUUGGGCUCAGAAGGUCAGUGUUGUUUUCGCUGGCGAUGACACCACCGAUGAAGAUGCCAUGAGGGUCCUCAGAGGCUUGGGUCGCUCCUUCAGAAUUUCACCAGAUGCUCAGAUCCAGACUUUUGCCGAUUUCCGAUUGCCCAAACAGGCUGUGAUGACCGAUCUUCUUAAAUGGAUAGCUAAUGUCUAUGUUUCAUAGAUAUAACAUUUUUUUAUAAACUAAAAAGGUUUCCGUAAAUUGCAAAAGAUUUGUAAAGUUUUUAAAAAUUAAACUGUUAUGAAAUUAGUUUGUGCAUAAGCAAUA